CAUUAUCUAUGCUUCAUAUGCUUGAUCCGACGGUCUCCCAGAUAACUCAAUACCUCUAAGACUAUCACGAUCCCCAGUCCGUUGUUAGUGGUUCUGGUCGAGAAUAUUCAUAAAGGCACCGUCAGGACGCGAUGUCGUUGGGUUUGUGUCAAGGAGCAACCAUGGCUGCUUGUCAGAUUCCGUCAGCGUCAGUUAGGCUAGCGGCUACCAGUCAGCUCCACCCACCUGCCGGAUCCUCCAGACACUCGUCCUUCGCGCCGUCUACCUUCUCGUUUUCGUCUAGAGACGAGUUUUUCCGGCCAGGACAAGUGGCUCUGCUCAGAAGCAGGUUACCCGGUUCGCGUGGCUCAGGAUCGCGAGGAGCGAGACUAACGGUCAGGGCAGCGGCUGAUUACUACUCCACGCUCGGUGUUGCCAAGAACGCGACGAAACAAGACAUCAAGGGCGCGUACAGACGACUCGCUCGGCAGUACCAUCCCGACGUCAACAAGGAUCCUGGGGCUGAGGACAAGUUCAAGGAGAUCAGCACAGCUUACGAGGUGCUGUCUGACGACGAGAAGCGGCCACUGUACGAUCGGUUUGGGGAGGCGGGCGUAUCGGGGUCUGGUGGCAUGGGAGGGGCGGGAGCAUACACUUCGAACCCCUUCGACCUGUUCGAGUCCAUAUUCGGACCCGGUAUGGGCGCCGCUGCCAGGGGAGGCAUGGGCGGAAUGGGCGGCAUGGGAGGCGCUGCAGGUCCCCGGACCCGACAACCCGUUCCUGGCGACGAUGUGAAAAUGGAGAUGCCUCUGGAGUUCCGCGAGGUGAUCUUCGGCGCAGAGAAGACCAUCAACGUGGCGCACCUGGACGGCUGCAACGAGUGUGGCGGGUCGGGAGCCAAGGCUGGCACGUCCCCCCGCACGUGCCCCACCUGCCGGGGCAUGGGGCAGGUCAUGCAGACGCGGCAAACGGCCUUCGGCAUGUUCUCCUCGGUGUCCACGUGCUCCACGUGUAUGGGAGUGGGAGAGGUGAUAUCUGAGUUCUGCCGCAAGUGUGGGGGCGAGGGGCGGGUGCGCACGCGCAAGCCAGUGGUGAUCAACGUGCCGGCUGGGGUUGACUCGGGCACAGUGUUGCGAGUGAAGGGGGAAGGCGACGCCGGGAUGAGAGGGGGCAAGCGUGGCGACCUGUACGUGUUUGUGAAGGUGAAAGAGACGGCGGGCAUUCGCAGGGACGGCAUCAACCUCUACUCCAACGUCAGCGUUGACUACACUGACGCCAUCCUCGGCACUGUAGCCAAGGUGGCCACAGUAGACGGGGCGGCUGAACUGCGCGUGCCAGCAGGCACCCAACCGGGGGAUACGUUGGUGUUGGAGCGCAAGGGCGUGCCAAAGGUGGGGAAGAGCAACAUCCGCGGCGACCACUUCUUCCAAGUCAACGUCUCCAUCCCCAAACGAGUCAGCCCAACGGAGCGAGACCUGGUGGAGGAGCUGUCAGCCAUCCACAAGACGGGCAAGACUCGCACAGGCAUCACUGUGGAAGGAGCCAGGCCGCGUGGCUCCUCCUCAAGCUCAGCCAUCGAUGGGGAGGGCAUCGUCGACACGGUCAAGAAUGUUGUCUCUGGCAUAAAAAACUUCUUCAGUAAGUGAGCUGUGGUGUGGAGGAGGCUUUGUGCUUCGCUGUCGAAACAGUUUUGAACCAAUCAUUAGCUAGCUCUGAGAUCAUUGGCUUAGUUUGCGGAGAAUUCGUGCUGACCCGCAUAUUUAGCGCUUGGUGUGAGAGAUGGUUGUGUAUUUUAUUGUGCGGUUGAUUAUUACCAAGUGAGUGCUGUUUUCCAAC
Closterium sp. NIES-67 is the source of this 1815-nucleotide messenger RNA. The record is from the annotation of a GenBank genome assembly. NCBI's taxonomy places the organism in Eukaryota, Viridiplantae, Streptophyta, Zygnematophyceae, Desmidiales, Closteriaceae.